Portunus trituberculatus (swimming crab) is the source of this 2641-nucleotide messenger RNA. RefSeq names its product glucose dehydrogenase [FAD, quinone]-like. Gene Ontology annotation, molecular function: flavin adenine dinucleotide binding; oxidoreductase activity, acting on CH-OH group of donors. Lineage: Eukaryota; Metazoa; Arthropoda; Malacostraca; Decapoda; Portunidae. The transcript has 14 exons. The record is from RefSeq and is a predicted model, not a curated record. Bases 143 to 2089 code for a protein of 648 amino acids.
ACUGUAAACUCAGUAGCCUAGGAUAGAGAAGGGACGUUCCGCUGGCUGCCCCGCAUACCCCACACCGCUCUCGUGCCACCACAACCAACCGUAGUGCCGCGAUCUGGUGUAGCGCCGAGCACCCGCAGUUAACAGGGACAACAUGACCUUGGACUUGACAUUGCUGCGGAACGCUGGUGUCAGUCUCGCGACGGUGGCAACAUGGCCUCUGCUGAAUUUUUUGGUAACGGUCGUCUUUCCCAUCGUCCCGCUCCUCGACUAUCGGCCACCUGCCCAUCUCCACGCCCAGUAUGACUUCAUUGUGGUGGGCGGCGGGUCAGCCGGCAGCGUGAUGGCGGCGCGGCUCUCAGAGAUACCGACGUGGCGGGUGCUACUGGUGGAGACCGGACCGCCGCCUCCUCCUGAAUCCUUCAUUCCCGGCAUGUUUGGUGUGCACGCCUUUAAAGGACAUCCGAACAUGCGCGAGUAUAUGACUGUCCCACAGCGCAACGCACUCCUCUAUAUCGCUAAUCAGGAGGCAGUGCUGCUGCAGGGGAGAGUGCUGGGCGGGGGCUCCACAGUGAAUGGAUUACUGUACAGUCGCGGCAACAGGAGAGACUACGACUCCUGGGAGGCUCUUGGAAACCCUGGCUGGGACUACGCCUCUGUCCUGCCCUACUUCAUCAAAUCUGAGGAUUACAUCGGCUCUCCUCCUCCUGAGACAGCAUCGUUCCAUGGCCGCGGCGGACCUCUUGGGGUGACACAGUAUCCGCCCACUACCCUCUCGCAGUACUUCGUGAAGGCCGGGGAACAACUCGGCUACCCUCUCGUUGAUCCCAUUGGCUUUGAACAAUUAGGAUUUCCAGCGAAUGCCACGUUCACCAUCCGAGAAGGGAUGAGGAGCUCCACGGCGGAGGCCUUCCUGCGGCCUGCUUACGAGCGCCCCAACCUGCACGUGCUGCACUCAGCCACUGUGACGCAGGUUCUGUUCGACAACGCGAGACGGGCAACUGGUGUGAUGCUUGAGUACAAUGGAGAGAGGGUAAGCGUGGGGGCGCGUCGAGAGGUAGUGCUGUCGGCGGGGGCUUUGGUCUCACCUCACCUGUUGCUGCUGUCAGGUGUCGGGCCACGCCAGCACUUGAAGCAACACAAGGUGAAGGUGGUGAGGGAUCUGCCUGGCGUUGGACAAAACCUGCACGACCACGUGGCUCUCACCGGCCUCAGCUGGACCUUUCCGCGACUCUCCAGGCCACCUCUGCCUUUUGACUUCGACGACAUCAAAGCAGCGCUGUUCACACUUCAGCUGGUGUACACUAAUGGUUCAAUUCCUGUCCUCGAAUCGGGACACAUGCAGCUCAAAUUCCACACACUCCUGAUACUCUGCACAAGGCAACCUGCAAAACGUGUGAGUAAAAUAAGUUAUCUAUGUUUUGACUGCAGGUGCUUUAGCACGUCCCGGGAACAUCCACAAUGCGUUUGUCAAGGCCAGUCCUUUCGGAGACCCGCUCUGGCCGGACAUCCAGCUUCUUUUCGUCAGCACCACCCUUGCCAGCGAUAUUGUCUUGGCUUCUUCCUUCUACAACUUCGACGCCAUCAAAUUCUUGGACGCAAAGGCUUGACAGUCAUGCCCAUCUUGCUGCGUCCCAAGAGCCGAGGUGUCCUUAGACUCCGCUCCAACGACCCACGAGAGGCUCCCCUGGUGGACAUCGGCUACCUACAGCACCCUGACGACGUGGCCACGCUGGUGGACGGAAUCAAGGUAGUGAUGACCAUGAAUAACACCUCCGCCUUCGCUCACGAUCUGGGGGUCAAGUUUUUCGACAAGCCGCUGCCGGAGUGUAGUGGGUUCCCUUACGGUAGCGACGCCUACUGGGCCUGUUACGUGCGUCACUUCGCCACCACCAUGUACCACUACUCCGGCACCUGCAAGAUGGGGCCUAGCUCAGACCCUCUCUCCGUCGUGGAUAACCAGCUCAGGGUACGCGGCGUGUCUGGGCUGCGGGUGGUGGACGCCUCUGUCAUGCCCUUCGUCACAUCAGGCAACUGCAACGCGCCUAUCAUCAUGAUCGCGGAGAGGGCGUCUGACAUGAUCAAACAGGAGUGGGCGUGAAGAGAGAGAGAGAGAGAGAGAGAGAGAGAGAGAGAGAGAGAGAGAGAGAGAGAGAGAGUGUGUGUGUGUGUGUGUAAUCACGUACCGGCCUCGUGAUUGUUCUCUAUACACUUCUUUUCUCCCCCUUCCCUUAAUCCUAUCCAUUCUUUUUUUUAUUCAUUACUAUUGUUAUCAUUACCAUCAUUACUAUUUACCUCAAGGAGUACAGAAACAUUUUUAUCAGUGAAAAUCUCCGUAACCUAAGCGGGACACGAUUAAGUGCCCGUCAAGUGACAGUUCAGGGCAUUACCACUCAGUCUAUCAGCCGUUUUAAUUUGUAUGUGUGUGUGUGUGUGUGUGUGUGUGUGUGUGUGUGUGUGUGUGUGUGUGUGUGUGUGUGUGUGUGUGUGUGUGUGUCUGUGUGUGUGUGUGUGUGUGUGUGUGUGUGUGUGUGUGUGUGUGUGUGUGUGACACUACUAAUUUAUUCUUAGUACAGAAAUACUUUUAGUACCUGUGUUCAAUAAGUUAAUAUGUAAAUACCUGCCUCCCUGUGCAAUAAAAAUACAUUUCACA